CUUGUGACACAAGAGCUUCCUGGUUAAUGGCUAAUGGAGGCUCCUUUCCCCCAUCUCUUAUCUCCGCAUGGGCAGCAGAAGCUGUGAGCACGUGUUGAGCAUAUGCAUGCCAAAAUGUAGAAAAUUCUCUGUUCGUUAUGCGUGUCACAUUUAUUUAUGGGUAAGGGGGGGAAAUAGUCUUUCUUGGGGCUUAACCCACCUCAUUCACCGCACAGCGGCGAGUAGUAGUAGUAGCGGCAGCAGCACAUGGUGGCGUAGAGGCGCCUCGCGUGAAGAAAAACAAGCUUAAACUCAGCCCAGAAGCGGAUAAAGCUGAAAAUAGGACAAAGCAGCAGUCAACUGGAGGAGCUGGAGAGCCGCGCUCUGCCGAGUGUGUGCGAGUGUUAUUUUCCAUCCGCUGGCGCUCCGUUGCUCGGCUGCAGCCGCCGCAUUUUUUGCACAAUUUUGCAGACCUGCUGGAAAAUAAGGGAUUUACUCACAAAUAGGAUCGCACGGCGCGGGUAAAUGCUUAUUUGUUUUUGUUGUCUUGUGAAAUGGUUUGUAAAAAGGGCAGGGUGCGUGGCAAGAGGCUGCGGUAAAGUAGGGGGAGAGGGGAGCGCGCGUGUGGAGGGGGUUCUGUCGAAGAAAUCAAGUCAAUAGAAGUGGAAGCGGGCGUGGUGACGUCACUGGUCCACAUUGAGCCAGUAGUACAUUGAGUCAGCGGCGCUAGAUAGACGAGCGCCCGACUAAAGUACACACCGACAUGAACUUCUCCCUGUGAAACUCCACCGUCGUCACUCGCUCAGCCGGGAACGGACCACUUUUCGGCUGCUUUUUGUCCGCACGGAACUUGCUUUUUAACCGCGUUCCAAAGGGGUGGGGGGGAAAGAGAGUGAGGAGAGGAAGAAGAGCACAUUUAGGGUUGGUUUUCAGGGGGUCGACGACGAGCGCCAUGUCGUCCGCGGCGGUCGCUGCUUCUUCCAGGAGGCAGUCAUGUUAUUUGUGCGACCUGCCCCGCAUGCCCUGGGCCAUGAUUUGGGAUUUUACCGAACCCGUGUGCAGGGGAUGUGUUAACUACGAGGGAGCGGACCGCAUCGAGUUUGUCAUCGAGACGGCCCGCCAGCUGAAGCGGGCUCACGGCUUCCAGGAGGGCAGGUCUCCCGGCCCCGUCAAGUCGCAGCUCUCCGGGAAGGAGAUGCAGGCGAUCAACCACGCCGCGUCGGCGGGGGACCCGGGCUCGCGGCCGCCGCAGCCGCUGGAUCGCUACCCUCUCUCCUCCGAGCGACCCCCCAGGCUGGGUUCUGAGUACCAGUCUGGACGUCAGGCGAACGGCAUCCCCGUCCCCAAUGGAUUUCCUAAGCCUGACGAGCCGCCGGAGCUGAACCGCCAGAGUCCCAACCCGCGCAGGAAUAGCGCGGUGCCCCCGAAUCUUGUGCCUUUGGUGAACGGGAGCAUGGCGCCCGUGCACGCCGUCAACGGCAGACCGGGCCAGAUGGGACUUUCCUCCGCUCUGGCGGCCGGUAGUCCCGCCGAGCUGGGCAAGAGACCCGCCUCGGUGUCCAGCAGCGAGCACGAGCGCGACGGCAAGGAGAAGCACCGACCCGACAGCCUGACGCCGGAGAUCUCGGACGGCCACAAAGGCAGAGGGGAGCCCGACUGGAUGGGCAAGGGCAAGACGGUGCGGGACCUCAUGGCUCUGCACACGUUCGACAGCCGCUUCAAGAAGGACCAUGCGGCCAUGCAACAAAGGGCCAUGGGCUAUGAUGGCAGCGCCUCGGCUUCCAAGUCAGACAGAGGAAAACACCCCCGCAGCAUGAAGAGAAAAGCGUCACCUGAACCCGAGAGCGAGGGCACGGCCGCCAAGCUCAACGGAGAGGCGCAGCAGUGGUUACCUCCGCCUUCCGACGGACUCAAAAUGCCACCGGUCCCCCCUCCGAGCUUCGCCAACCCCCCUUCCACGAUAUCCCCCCACUCCCGCACCACCCCGCCGGAGGCAGCCCAGAACGGCCAGUCCCCCAUGGCGGCACUCAUCAUGGCGGCAGACAAUGCGGGCGGGAACAGCUCCCCCAAGGACGCCAACCAGGUCCACUCCACCACCCGCAGGAACAGCAGCAGUCCCCUCUCGCCCUCCUCCAUGAGUCAGAGGAGGCUGGCGCAGAGAGAUGCAUCAGGUGCAGGUACCCCCCACGUGCCAGGCAUGGACCAAGUGCACCCCCAAAGCAUUCCGGACUCCUCGGUGCCGGGCAGCAUACCCCUGUGCUGCACGCUGUGCCACGAGCGUUUAGAGGACACCCACUUUGUUCAGUGCCCGUCUGUGCCCUCUCACAAGUUCUGCUUCCCCUGCUCGAGGGAGAGCAUAAAGCAGCAAGGCGCCACGGGUGAAGUGUACUGUCCGAGCGGGGAGAAGUGUCCCCUGGUGGGCUCCAACGUACCGUGGGCUUUCAUGCAGGGGGAAAUUGCCACCAUCCUGGCAGGAGACGUCAAAGUAAAAAAGGAGAGGGACCCUUGAUUUGGUUCCAAGCCGAGAAAACGAGUAUAAAUAUAUAAAUAUCACAUACAUACCAUUCAAACAAACUAACGGACUUGUACAUAUUGGACCCAAGGGAAGAGUAUACUUCGUAAACAUGGUUGUAUAAUUUUUGAUUUUUGAAUACAUUGUGUUUCUAUAUUUUUGAAGAUAAAGGUAUGUACUCAUUAUAAUGGACUACGUUCCUCUUUGUUGAUGUUUAACACAAUUCUCGAUGUACUUCUAGGUCUGGUGGCAGUUCCUGUUUAACGUAGAAUGUGACUAAUGCUACUCUACGAGCACUUGGCAAAACUGAAAUGCUUUUAGCUGUACUUGUAUGCACUUGUUUAAAAAUUGCCAAAUACAAUUUCUUGAUCUUGUAUGAA
Molecule: messenger RNA, 2871 nt
Organism: Syngnathus acus (greater pipefish)
Lineage: Eukaryota; Metazoa; Chordata; Actinopteri; Syngnathiformes; Syngnathidae
Gene: irf2bp2a
Product: interferon regulatory factor 2 binding protein 2a
Exons: 2
Coding region: 932-2488 (518 amino acids)
Biological process (GO): regulation of transcription by RNA polymerase II
Cellular component (GO): nucleus
Molecular function (GO): transcription corepressor activity
Source: RefSeq, a predicted model, not a curated record